Messenger RNA from Metopolophium dirhodum (rose-grain aphid), 3229 nucleotides. RefSeq names its product scm-like with four MBT domains protein 1. NCBI's taxonomy places the organism in Eukaryota, Metazoa, Arthropoda, Insecta, Hemiptera, Aphididae. The transcript has 16 exons. Gene Ontology annotation, cellular component: nucleus. The coding region runs from base 279 to 2861 and encodes 860 amino acids. The record is from RefSeq and is a predicted model, not a curated record. Gene Ontology annotation, biological process: regulation of DNA-templated transcription.
ACGAGCAUUCUCAAUUCUCACAAGUCAUGUACUCAUGUUAGGUGGGUACUGAAAUCAUAUCAGUACUAUAUACAUAACACAUUAACAGUUAACACAUGACAAAAUAGAUUAAUAAACAAACCGUCGUUUACCGUGUUGCAUGGUUUCUGUGAACAUAUUUUAUUGAAUAGUUACCAUCGAAUAUUAAUAUUGUUCGUACGAAACUGCGUCGGAUUUGUGUAUUGUUUGAUCUUGUUAUUAUUAUAUAAUAUAAUAUCCACUGAUUUGAAUUAAUCACGAUGUCGUCUAAUUCUGACGAUUUGUUUGUUGAGGAUAAACCAUUUGAUUGGAUUAAAUAUCUUACUGUAAGAAAUGCAGAAGCGGUACCUAAAGAUUUUUUUCAUCAUAUUUGUGAGAGUGAAAUGAAUGGAAUCGAAUUGGGUUCAGUGGUGGAAAUUGAAAAUGAAGAUGGUAGUGGUUAUUGGUUUGCUAGUGUAUGUUUAUCUAAAGGCGCUUUCAUAAAUUUGCAUUAUUUUGAUGACGACAAUGAUAAACACAAUUUUUGGUUAAAAUUAAACUCAUCGCGCCUUCAUUCUUUAAACUGGGGAAGUGAAAAUAAUAAACAACUGAUACCUCCUCAUCCUGAGAGACGUUCACGUUUAAUCCCAGAAGAUAUUAAAGAAAGAGUUCAAAAUUGUGAGCAUGCUGUAUCAAACACUGUAUUGCAAAUGAAAGGUGCUCCAAUUCAUAAUAUAUUCAAGCGUAACAUGUUUGUUGAAGUUCAAGAUACAGAAUACCCUUAUCGUGUUUGGAUUUCAAAAGUGCUUAAAAAUGUGGGAGGGAGGUUAUUUUUACAAAUACAAGGAGUAAAAAGCACCAAGAAAAAAUCAUUUUGGUUAUUUUAUUUGAAUGAAAGGGUUUUUCCAUUAGGAUGGGCAGAAGAAAAAGGACUUCCAUGGAGAGUGAUGAAUUUAGAUGCUAAUUUAGAAAAUUCCAUGGAUUCUAGUGUACUUCUGAAUGUGUUAAAGAAAAAGAUCCCAGAACAACAUGGUUAUAAGGUUGGAGAAAUGUUGGAAAUAAUAAAUCCUUAUUCAUUGAUGGAAUUUUAUGUUGCUACUAUUGUUAAGAUCUAUGAUCGUCAUUAUUUUAAAGUUGAAGUAAAUAAUGAAAUUGAUGUAAAAAAACGUAUGAGUUUUGUGGCUACAAAAGAUAAUCCUUAUUUAUUUAAUGCAGGUUGGGCAAGCAAACAUAAAUUCUUACUACAACCUCCAUCUGAUUGGAAAAACCCAAACAAAUUCUCUUGGUCAAAAUAUAUAUUAAUGAAGAAUUCAAAAUUAGCUUCUGUAGAUAUGAACUCCAGGAAAAAUACUAACCAUGUUCAUAUAGGUAUGAAACUAGAAGCUGUUGAUCCUUUGAAUACUGAUAGUAUACGUGUAGCUACAGUUCAAGGAUUUGCUGAUCAUUGGAUGUUUUUGUCUUUUGAUAGUAUAAGUUGUUGUCUAGAAUCACUACAUGUGCGUUCAGUUUAUUCCGAUGAUGUUUUUCCAGUUGGUUGGUGUAAUAAACACAAAUAUUCUUUAAGUGUUCCAAAGCUUCCACAUAGAGAUAAUCAAAAUGUUGAUGAUGGUUGGAUAGAAUCAUUAAAAAGAAAAAAUAUUGGAGAUUGUGAAAAAGGAAAUUCUACUAUUUCAAAAACAGUAAAUAAAAAGAUUGAUGUUAUUGAACCAAUUUUUAAUGUUAAAGCAAAGGCACCUGAAUUAGAUGAAAAAUUGCAUGAUGCAUUAUUUUUAGAUGUAAAAGUUGAUGAUAUACAUGAAAAUAUUAACACUGUUAACAAGUGUAAUUCUAAGAAAUACAAAGUUAAUAAUAUUGAUACAAUAAUAGAAUAUGUAGUUAAUAAUACUAGUCCUAAAAAUAGCUAUAAAAUGUGUAUUUACUUUAACAAAGAUUGUUAUUGUGGUAGUCAUUUAAUAAAAAAAAAAAUUCCAACAUUACCAAAUAGUAUUGGUCCCGGUCUUGUAUCCUCAAUUUUACAGCAAGCAAUCACCAUACUUGUUGAUUUAGCUUAUUUUCCUUCAAAUGCCUUGAAGAUAAUAAAAAAAAAUGAAAAUAAGUUACUUAACGGACUUGGCGGUGUUAAAAUAUUGAUUAGCACCAAAGGAAGAAGAUCUCAAUUUAGAGCAUCUGAGUAUCUUCUAAUUCCUGGAUCUAAGGAGAUGGCUGGAAUUUAUUGUUCUGCCCUUUGUGAUCUAUUUGGUAUGUGUGAAUUCUUCGUGACUACUGAAGACACAAAAUGUCCUCAUAGUUGCAAUGCAAAAAAUGAUAAAAUUGUUGCAGGAUGUAAGAAUUAUUUGGAGAAUGUAAUUAGUUCAGCACACACAAUUCGAUUAAACCAGAGUAAUACUGAACUGGAAUCAUUACUUAUAGCUAAGAUAAUAACAAAAAAAAAUAUUCUUAGGAGAAUGGAUAGUAUGGAUAUUUUCAGCAAUACUAAAUCUGAAGUUAAAACCAUUGAAGAAAAACUAUUUGUUGUUUGUGAAAAUUGGAAAACCACUUUUGAAAACUAUUAUCGUCGAAAUCCAAGAUUUAAGAAACAUAAAAUUGAUAUAGGACAAUUAGAACAUAUUAAGAUCAUGUCUAAUCCAAAAUAUUGGUCUUCUCAAGACGUUUAUAAGUAUUUAACAAAUGAUGUAUUUUGUAAAGAUAUUGCAAAGAAAUUAUCCGAUGAGGAAUUUGAUGGUACAGCAUUUAUGCUAUUAAAUGAAGAACAACUUUUAAAGAGAUUAGGGUGUUCAAUAAAUUUAGCAAUAAGAAUCUUGUGCCAUGUAGCUGAAGCAAAGUUUAUUUGCUUAACAAAAUAUUGUAAUGUAGCAGUUUCCUAAAUGCUCUGUAGAAAUUGUCAAAUUAUUACAUAUUUUAUUUUGUUUAGAAAAAGAAAAUUGUUAUUUAUUUGGAUUACAAUGUGUCAAUGAUAAAAAUAACUAUUAUUUAGAUUUUUGAGGUAUAUAUAAUUUUAGUUAUUAUACUAUCCAAUUAGUUAUAAAAAUGUAUUUUUCAAUAUUUAUUUUUUACAGUACUUAUCUUAUUGUAUACUAAUAGUUAAUAUUUUUUUAUACAUUUUACUAUUUAAAAGUACACAACUGUGUGUGAAGCAUUAGUUAAGAUUAAUUAUACACUGUAUUUUAGUUAUAAAUUAUAAUGUUAAGUAAAUGUAUAAAUCAAAAAUCAAAAUAAAAUAAUAUAGACUGUA